This is a messenger RNA of Phytophthora infestans T30-4, 624 nucleotides long. Its product is annotated as secreted RxLR effector peptide protein, putative. The coding region runs from base 1 to 624 and encodes 207 amino acids. The transcript has a single exon. The record is from RefSeq and is a predicted model, not a curated record. NCBI's taxonomy places the organism in Eukaryota, Oomycota, Peronosporomycetes, Peronosporales, Peronosporaceae.
AUGCAUCUCUCUUUGGCCUUAUGGCUGAUGCCUGUCGUUGUCCUUGCAUGUGUUGCGAGUGCUUUGGAGGACAUCACCUCAACACACACCUUUGUGGACAAGCAAAACAAUGACCCUGAUUUAGGGAUCUUGCGUGCCUACGACAGCGUGAUUGAAACUGGUGAAGAGAGAGUCAACUUGCGAAAAACGGCAAACUCACUCGUCGAGUCUGCUAAGCUGAAGUUUUUUUUGCUGAAUAAAAUGAGUGGGGUCGACGUUCUGAACAAAUUAAAGGUCGGAGAUGAAGCUUCGGCUGCGUUGAAGAGCUCCAAAAUCGAGGCUUUGACACAAUACAUCACGAUGUUCAACAACAAGAACCCGGACAAGAAAAUCUCUCUCAUUGGGACUCUCACCGCCCGAUAUGGAGAUGAUAAAGUGGCGAAGGCGCUAGUGGCAGUGGAAAAAGAUGGAGCUGCUCCGAAGGUGAUGGAGCUUGCAAAGAAGUUGCGGGCUGACCCCAACUGUCUGCUUGGUUGGAUGGUCGUAAAUCUGUCGACGAUGUUUUCCUUUUACUCAAGCUUCAUGCCUAUGGACCUGGAGCGCUCGGAAGUCGAAAAUUGGACAUACUGGAUGAUUACAUUGUGA